CCAGCGAACGGUGGUGGUACAAUUCGUAACGCGCUUAGGAAAUAGAGAGCUGUAAAAGGUGUGUUUUUGUGAAGGCGUUGACUUCUGAUUGCAACCGAACCAGUGCCAAGUACGAACCUAGUAGGCCGUGAUCAUGAGGCAUUCCGCGUUGGUAGUGCUGUUGUGUAGUGUUCUUGUGCCCAGCAUACACUCUGCUCCACAACGAAGCAUUGACUUUUUGCUGGGCGAUGAAGAACUCCAGGCCGUUGUGAAACCUAUCGCGGAGAAUACCCCGUCUACUACCUCUGCGCAGCAGCAAACAGUAGCGUAUGACGAUGAUCAACAGAGUGAAGUGCAAGCAACAGUGGAUCCGAUUGAAAAUGAGCAGCAGACGGAGGAUCCUCAGCAGGAUCUACCCGUGACUGUAGAUUAUCCCGAGGAGGAACAGUUAACCGAAGAUCCUCAAGAUGAUGUCCUCGAUCCGGUAACAGACAGUUCCAAGGAUGACGAUAAUACGACAAAUGCAACAACAUCCAACGAUUCUACGUCCGUGACUCCCAGCACCACUAUGUCUUCAUCACCAAGUGAAGUGACGACUCCCACACCUAAAGCCUCAACAGCACCUACGACCGAUUCAGUGGAAAAUAUCUCUUCCGAAGAGCAACUCACAACUAAUCCUAUCGUGGUUCCAGAAAACGGAGAUCCAUCUACAACCGAAUCGAGCGAAGAUUCGAAUCAGCUCGCCCAGGAUGUUAAUGACUUCAUACACGAUCUCGCAAAUGAGGUACGAUCGGGUGCAAGGGAUGAGCCGCCUCGUCCACAGACACCAAAACCCAGUGUGCCGCAACUCUCCACAGUACUGCCCACCAUGCUACCGGAACGUUACGAUUCCAAAUCGGUCGAAAGUAGUGAAGACGAUGAUCAGGUGCAGCUGAAAGUAGAUCCGAACGACACACAGACGACCAAUGGCCUUCCGCUUACGGAGGAUCAGUUCCGCACUCUGCUCCAAAAAUUUCCCUGGUUCGGUCAACAGCGAUUCCCAGCUGCAGGCUACGAUCAAUGGCACCAUCAGGGUUUUCCGCAACGCUCCAGCUGGCAGCAUCGUGACGAUCGUCAACGACACUAUCAAAGCCACGGUGCGGAUAGUUUUCAAGGUCAUGGAUUUCACCGCAGCUCUUGGCAUUGACGCGUGCUCUUUGCGCUUUCUAUGCUGGCCUUUUAACGGACACCGUCAACGACAGGGAAAUCCCGAAAUUCAACCAAAUAUGGAAACAACAUCGCGUGAACGAUAUGAUUUUUUUUAAUCGAUACGAAACUGAUAAAACUGUGAUUCAACUUAGAAACACACCACUAAGGGCCACCGAUUAUAAUAAACAACAAAACAAUUAUACAUGACCAACUGGUGCACCCGUCAGGCGUUUGGACUCAUGCGUCACAUUAGCAUCUCACGGUCAGGAACAGGUUUUGCCGUUGACUUACGCUGAUAACUUGCCAAGAAUGCAUUACUCAUGGGAGGUCGGUGCUUUUGCUCUGCGGGCGGUACAACGGAAACCGCACAACAGUUUCCCAAAUCGGUACACGCUGUAACCGAUUUAAUGAAUAUUAGAGUGGCUAGCAUUGGAUUUGUACACGAAUGUGCGGUAAAUUGCGCGAAUGUAUUGCUUGAAUGAAUCCGAAGAAUGGCAACACGGUGGCUCAAAAUUAAAAGCGCAAAAUAUAUGAUCCAGAUGAAGAAUCACAGAACGCGAAAUUGCAACACGCCAUUUUCCUUAAUUGAAUUUUUGGUGAUUAAUAAGAAGCUAGUUUGUUAGUUUAUUGCCUAAUUAGUGUGAAAAUGACGCAUAAACAUUGAUGAAUAAUUUAUGUGAUUUACAAAAACUAAACAAAGAAAACAGGAAGAGUUAUGAACUGUUUUUUGACAACAUUAAAAAAAUAAACAUAC
Molecule: messenger RNA, 1921 nt
Organism: Anopheles moucheti
Lineage: Eukaryota; Metazoa; Arthropoda; Insecta; Diptera; Culicidae
Exons: 2
Coding region: 134-1165 (343 amino acids)
Source: RefSeq, a predicted model, not a curated record